Molecule: messenger RNA, 5279 nt
Organism: Boleophthalmus pectinirostris (great blue-spotted mudskipper)
Lineage: Eukaryota; Metazoa; Chordata; Actinopteri; Gobiiformes; Gobiidae
Gene: samm50l
Product: sorting and assembly machinery component 50 homolog, like
Exons: 15
Coding region: 137-1549 (470 amino acids)
Biological process (GO): mitochondrial respiratory chain complex assembly; protein insertion into mitochondrial outer membrane
Cellular component (GO): SAM complex; outer membrane
Source: RefSeq, a predicted model, not a curated record
CUCUCCGACUGUCAUGGCGUCUCUCCUGAAGGGGGUUUGGUCCCGGAGAGAGUAACCGACCUCAUUUACACGUUUUCCCCCCGACUCCAGAGCCCCGGACCCGGCCAGAGGACCCGGCCAGCACCGCAGACUCACCAUGGGAACCGUCCACGCCAAGAGCCUGGACCCUCUCCCGAUGCACGGCCGCGACCUCGGGAUGAACCCCGACGACCUGAUGGAGCCGCCGGAGCUCGAGCAGGAAGCCAAACAGGAAGUCCUGGAAAACAAAGACGUGGUGGUGCAGCACGUGAACGUUCAGGGUCUGGGUCGGACCAAAGAGGAUCUGCUGGGAUACGAGAUCUCCGACGUGUUCCAGGCCAAAAACCUCAUCGAUGUGAUGAAGAGAGCUCACGUGGCUCGUCAGAAGCUGCUCAGACUCGGCGUGUUCAAAGACGUGGAGGUUCUCAUCGACACUUCAGACGGAGCAGACGCUUUGCCCAACGGUCUGGACGUGACGUUUGAAGUGACAGAAAUCAAGAGGAUCACAGGGAGUUACAACACCAUGGUGGGAAACAACGAGGGAAGCAUGGUUCUGGGUCUGAAGUUACCGAACCUGUUUGGUCGAGCGGAGAAGUUGACCUUUCAGUUUUCUUACGGGACGAAGGAGACGUCUUACGGUCUCUCCUUCUUCAAACCGCAGCCCGGAUUCUUCGAACGCAACUUGACUCUGAACGCGUACAAAGUGACCGGGCAGUUUCCCUGGAGCUCCUUAAAAGAAACAGACCGAGGCCUGUCCGCGGAGCUCAACUUCCCGCUGGGCUGGACCAGUCACUGUCUGAAGUGGGAGGGCGUGUGGAGGGAGCUGGGCUGUUUGGCUCGGAGCGCGUCCUUCGCCGUGAGAGAAGAGAGCGGACACUCCCUCAAAUCUGCACUUUCGCACACGAUGUCCAUAGACUCCAGGAACUCGGCGAUCUUCCCGAGCAGAGGUGCCUUACUGCGGGUCAACCAGGAGCUGGCCGGAUACACGGGAGGAGACGCCAGUUUCCUCAAAGAAGAUUUUGAACUCCAGCUCAACAGACGACUCUUCUGGGACUCGGUUCUGUCUGCGUCGUUCUGGGGAGGGAUGUUGUAUCCGCUCGGAGGGCAGCCGUCCUGUAUCGCAGACAGAUUUUACCUGGGAGGCCCGACCAGUGUUCGAGGGUUUGGGAUGUACAGUAUCGGACCACAGAGCGAAGGAGAUUACCUGGGCGGAGAGGCGUACUGGGCGGGGGGGCUGCACCUGUACACGCCCCUGCCCUUCAGGCCGGGCCGAGGAGGAUUCGGAGACUUGUUCAGAACACACUUUUUCCUCAACGCCGGAAACCUCUGCAACCUCAACUACGGGGAGGGGCCUCAGGCUCACCUGCAGAAGUUGGCUGAAUGCAUCCGUUGGUCGUACGGAGCCGGAAUCGUCCUGAGACUCGGAAACAUCGCCCGACUGGAACUCAACUACUGCGUCCCGAUGGGGGUGCAGAGCGGAGACAGGAUAUGUGACGGAGUCCAGUUUGGAGCUGGGAUCCGCUUCCUCUGAUCCUCCUUUUCUUCAUCUCCUCCUCCUCUUCCUCCUCACAUCUCUCUGGAAACAGGAUAAUCUUCCACCAGAAACUUCACGGCUCCUCGUCCUCCUCUUCGUCCUCGUUCCUUUUCCUCCUGGACUCACGUUUGAUUUUUGCACCACUUUUGGACCAGAGCGAAAUCAUAACUACAACUUACAACAAAAUCGACGUGUUUUUAUUUUAAAGUUCACCGUGUAACUUUUCUGGCGGCGCUUGUCUCUGUAAAGAAGCCAUUGCUUUACCCGGAAUGUUCCGCAGCACGGCAUUUAUUCCGUCACGGGGUGUUUGUAACGGCGAAAAAAAAUAAAUCUUAAGAACGUGUUUGUUAUUGCUGUGAGUGGGCUCGCCUCUCCGCGGAUCCGACCGGGAACCGUGCCCCCUGGCUUCAAAGGUACGUAUCUGAAUAAAUAAAUAAAUGUUUCCGGAACCUUCACGUCGCCAUGGAAACGAGCGGGGGAGAACGGGUGACCAGGUGACUCCAGAAAAGUUACACAGCGACGAACUUUUAACCCUCGAGCGGCUUCAGCUGUUCGCGUCGUAAAAAAAAAGAUGCGCGACGUAAAUUUUCCCGCUUGCUGCCACUGCCUUGUCUAGAAUGUUCCGCAGUACGGCAUUUAACACACGGAUCUUGCGUUUGUUUGAUUUCGGACGCGUUUGUCGCUCGGAAACACCUUGAAAUGUGCGUUCUGACUGUAACUUUGCUUAGUGUCUAGGCGAAAAUAGGUCAGUUUAAUGCCAGACUGUGGAAAAUCCCCAAAAAAAGCGAUAACAUCUCCACGGAGACAAGAUGCUGACCUUAACUUCUACCAAAAAUGUUACCCAGUGCAUCAUUAAAUGGGCCAGUAUCACACAAAACCGACUCUUGAGAGCUUUAAGUCGUGUUCUGAUGUUGUGUGUAGAACAUUUUAGUCGUCCAGGUCCAAAUUGUCAACUGGACAAACGUUUAUUCGGGUCAAAAACGUCCUGAAUGGGCUUUCAGUAGAACAAAGAGAGCUAAAAAACAAGACGACAGAAGCAGAACUCAGGAGAAACGGCGCAACUACCGUAUUUUCUGCACUAUAGGGGCUCUGGAUUAUAAAGCGCACUGUCAUUGAAUGGUCUAUUUUUGCAAACUUUUUUCACAUUUAAACCAGACUUUAAACUAAACACAACAGUUCGAUAAGUCAGUCAAACUUUAUUUAACGCGUUCACAAUAACUCUCAACUUUGUUCAAUUCAAUUCAGUUCAAAAAAAUUGUUCGUGUAUUCACAAUAAGUCAUAAUAGUUCAAACAGUUGGGUGAUUCCGGCGUCCACACGUCCACAUCCCUCUCGUCAUGAUCCGAGUCAGUGUGGUUACUGUUCCCUGGAGUUCAGUUCAGUGAUGAUUCUGGUCUUGGUGAAAGCUCGGACCACAGUUGAUACUGAUCUUUAGCCCGGGCGUCCACGAUCCGUCGGCAGAUCGUGGCGUAAGUCGCUCGCCGCCGUCUCUCUGUCUUGGUGAAUGUGUGUUCUCCUUCUCUCAUCCACUGCUCCCACGCAGCUAAACGCACUUUCACUUUAGAACAGCCUUGAGUUUAAAGUGGGCGUUGUGAGCGUGUCUCUUGACAGGUGCAUUCUGAUAUUAAAAGGAAUCACAGUCUGUUUUACUCCUGAUGCUCCUGAUUACGGGAGCCGUAACGCUGCAAGUGGAGCGGCUUUGUAGUUUACUAAAGUCGUACUAACACACCACAAUAAAUUCAUAUAUACGGCGCACACUUGAUUUAAGGUCCGGAGGUAAACAGAGCGCCGCUUCCUCUUCUGUGUCGCUGUCGUCAGACUCAGCAUCAGUUCCAGUUACAAUUAUUCGGGUCUUUCUGAAUCCCGACAGGAUGGUUUCGGUCGUCUUUAUAUGUUUGUUUAAAUGUUAAAUUGUUCAGUGGUGCAGAAGUAACGGUGUGAUCGACUGACAUGAUACAGACAGGACAGAGGCUCUUUCUGCAGGAGACAUGCGCAGUAGAGAGCGAAGUGACAGUGGUACAGACGCACACAAGCCUAGAGCUCCCCCUCGUGGCUGUCAGUGUGAAAAUUUGAACAUGUAAGUCGCAGGAAACACCCAAACCAUGAAAAAAAAGUGCCAGUUAUAGUCCGAAAAAUACGGUAAAAGACAGAGAACCACACAACUCAUCCGUCUCUUCCAUUUACAACUCUAUCUUCAAACCUCAAACUAAAACAAUCUGGGUCUGAAUGAUUCUUUUAAUAUGACCCCACACUCACAGACGAACAGGCCGAGCUACAAACAAAAACUGUAAACAAGUAGGCGUGUUAGUUUCAGAGUAGUUUCAGUGUAGUUAGCUCCUCCCUGUGUUUAACCAGAACUGAAGAACCACGUUUUCGAUCAAAAUAAACGUUUAUCUAGUCGACAAAUUGAAUUUCUGCUCUGCCAUGUUCUAACGCUGUUUCCUCCUCAAAAACAAACCUGGAGUUGUUUUAUUUCAUUCACAUGUUUGGUUAACUCUUUAUUAUUCGUCUGUCCACAUUUCCCAAGCUCAAAACGCUCUGUUCCACCUUGUGACGUCACAGAUUUCAAGUUAACCUCCACCUCUUACCACUACAGUUCCCUAUUGCAGAGAUUGGGCUGAAAUCGACAAAAGUGAAGUUGUACGAGGUUUAAAAACACAGUGGAGCACUUCCUGUAUUACCACUUAAUGACGUCACAAGGUGGAGCAGUUUGAGGGAAGAACUCCUAAACCUAAACGUGCAGGGUUUGUGUGCUAAACGUGUGUGAGUGAAACAAAACAAAACACGACUCCGGGUUUGUUCGUGACGACGAAACGACGUUUAGAACAAAUGAGAAAAGUGUGAUACGGGCCUUUUAAUUUAGAUUUUUCGAUCAAAACCCGUAACCUUGAGAUGUUGUGGAGGUGCGAGGAGCUUAAGUCCGCGGUUUGGAGCAUGAUCUUCUAAACUUCACUUGUGUUUUAAAUGUGUUUGAAAUGAAGCGUCGAGAAACAGAGCAGAGGAACCAGCACUUUUCCUGUAGAUUUAAAGGGCCAGUACCGGAUUUCAAACCGUCAACAUUUCUAGCCCCUGCCCACUUUGUCAGUUUUUUUAUUUUUUUAUUUAAAGGGUUUGUAUUACGUUUUAUUUCUGAUCUAAGUUCUAAUAUCGUUUCCUCGUCACAAACAACCCUGGAGUUGUGUUUUUUUUGUUUCAUUCACACACGUUUAACACACAAACUUCUUCUCUUUUCCAACUUGUGAUGUCAUUAAGUGGUAAUACAGGAAGCGCUCCACUGUGUUUUUAAACUCCAUGCACCUUCACUACAGUCGUUCGUAUCAUUUCAGCCCCGGAACGCUCUUCAUGACAUCACGAGUUGGAACAGCUUACACAAACUCCAACAAAACACAACUCCAGGUCUGUUUUUGAGUCAGUUUUGCGUAACAAAGGACCUUAAACAGUUUUCUCCAUAAAUUACAUGAGAUAAACGUUAUUUAUUUUGUUUAGAACACGUUAAAAAUCAGGUACAGGCCCUUUAACUUACACAAAAACUCCAGGUUGUGUUAAACGGUGAUUUUUGGGGCAGAGUGGAGCCGUUUCUCCACCGCUCUGAUCUUUACAGUCUGUGGCUCUUUACAGUCUGUGGCUCUUUACAGUCUGUGGCUCUUUACAGUCUGUGGCUCUUUCUCACUUUUUCAUGUUGUGAAAAGUUUGACUCACGAUUAAAUAAAGCUGCUCUCCUAAUGUCA